Messenger RNA from Centropristis striata (black sea bass), 3416 nucleotides. RefSeq names its product coiled-coil domain containing 146 (gene ccdc146). The record is from RefSeq and is a predicted model, not a curated record. The coding region runs from base 134 to 3016 and encodes 960 amino acids. NCBI's taxonomy places the organism in Eukaryota, Metazoa, Chordata, Actinopteri, Perciformes, Serranidae. Gene Ontology annotation, cellular component: cytoskeleton. The transcript is spliced from 23 exons.
AGAGAGAAAUCUGUGAUUGAGUGUGGCUAACACAAGCUGUUAGCUGUAACGUUAUUCAAACUGUGAUUUUAUAGUUUCAUAAGAAAAAGGGACGGAGUCUUGAAGACGUGUUCGAGGAGGCAAGAUAUUCAAAAUGAGUCUAUCUGAGGAGCAGCAGGAUAGCAGGAGUCCCAGUGGAGGAGAAGUGGAGCUGAAAGAACAAGAGGAGGAGGGAAUAGAGGACUCCCCUUUAGUGGCCCUUGCACCUGAUGCUUCACUCCCAGAGGAGCAGCCCUCUGCUCGUACUGAUAUUGCUGCUAGUCCUGCUUUCCAGUGCCUAGAUGAGUUGUUAUCACUGGGCAAAAUCAGCCAGACCAAAAUAACCAAACUGAAAUGCAGCUACAGGCUACUCCAUGACACCCUGAAGAGUGCCCAGGAUUCUGAGAUCCACCUUUUGGGAGAGGCAAAGAGGUGUCGUGCAGAGCUGGAGAGGCUGCAGGCUGAGGUGGAGAGAACAGAGGAGCAGAGCACCUCCGAGGAGCCAGAAAGUGAGGUCAAUGAACUGAGGCAACAGCUCCUCCAGGCAUACAAUGAACUGAAAGCUGCUGAGGACAGAGAGUACAAGACACAGCACGAAGUGAAAUGUCUCUGGGAGGAGAAGCAGUAUCUGGAGAGAGAGAAUGAGAUUCAGCUGAAACCUGCUGAGCUGGAGAGCAGAACAAAGGCCCUGCAGGACAAAUGUGAGGAUCUGAGGAAAGACAUUUCCCAGAAACAACUUGAAGUCAGAAGUCUGACGGAAGAUGUGGAAACUCAUGAAGCGCAGAUAGAGAAAGAACAGAAAGAGCUGGAAGACAAGACGGAGAUCAUAGAGCUCAAGGAGGCCGAGAGAGCCCGGCUCAUCAGCAUCCCCGACCAGAUUUUAAAGGAGGCUGAAAGGAAACGCUCUAAGAGGGAGAAUGCAAUGAAGAAGAUACAAGCAUUAAAUACAGAGAUUUCAGAAAUGGAGCAGCAAGUGAAAGAGGUGGACGAGCGCAACUACUCUCUGAGGUUAAAGAAGAAGGAGUUGGAUGGAGAGCUGGAGGGCCUCAGGGCCCAAGUAGAAGCCAGUCAGAAGGAGUGCAGACAGCGGCUCAAAGAGCAGGAGGUCAACAGGGAGGAGCAGGCUGAAUUAAUGGGGAACAGAGGUAUCCUGGAAAUGAAGCUGCAGAACAUCAUGUGCGACAGGAAGCACCUGUAUGAGAGCCAUUCUGUGCUGCUCAGGGAGAAUAAUAGGCAGAUGCAAACCCUCAAGAGGAUGGAGAAUGCGUUGUCCAUGGCCACUGAGCAGCUCGAACACACACAAUCCAUCUACAAUGAGUUACAGGCACAGUUGGAUGCUGUUCCCAAACAAGAGGCCAGCAUUCAGCAGAGGAUGGAGCUUCAGAAAGAGGUGGAUGCUCUCAAAGUCCGCUUUGAAAAACAGCUAUCAGCAGCUGAGGAGGAGAGCCAGAAGAUGCAGCAGUAUGGGAUGAUUCAGGGGCUGCUCAGGGAGUCUAACUGCCUCCGAGAAGAACUCCAUAACCUCAGAUGUCUGACACAGAUCAAAGCGGAGGAGAGAGGCCAGAAACACCGUGAACUGCUUAGGGCUGAGCAGCUGAACCAGCACAUCCAGCAGGAGCUGCGAGAAAAAGACCUGAUCAUCAUGGACCAAAACAAGCUGAACACUAUGCUGCAACGCAGAGUUGCACAGUACUGCAAGCUGUGCAACAUGAUUACAGAAGAGAAGAAUAAGUACAUCAAGCUGAAGCAGAUUGCCUCACAGACGAUAGCAGAGCUGACGGAGCAGGUUAAAGUGCUGGAAAAUGAGACGGAGAUCCAACGUACCAUCGUCAUCAACAAGGAACGCUCAGUCACAAAAGCUAAUAUGAAGAUCGCUAAUAGCUCCAAAAUAAGGGACAGACUACGCAAUGACAUCUCCAAGGUUGCCUGGAAACACCGUCAGAUCACUCAGGAAUAUGAGGAAAACAAACUGGAGUUGGUCAAACUCACACAAAUGAUGAACCUCCAGGAGCAUGCACUUGUGGAAGUAAACAAGAAUCAGGAAACGACCAUGCAGCGCCGCAAUUCUCUCGGCAUUCAGCUGCUGGAGCACGAGGAGGUGUUAUUCAACUACUAUGAAAAGGUGAACAUCCAUGAGGCAGCCAUUACAAAGGGCAACAUGACACUGGAGACCCUGGAGAAGGAGAUGAGAGAUUUACAGUUGGAGAUUAAUGAGGUGAAGAGACAGAUAGACCUGAUGAAGAAGGAGGUGCCCCUCGGGAAAAAGCUGGAAGGAGAGAUCACCGUGCUGCAGAUAGAGUUGUCAGAAGCCAGGGACAAGACACUUAAGGGUCUCAAUCGAACAAUUGAUUACAAAGAGCUGAAAGGCAAAGACCCCUCAACUGUAGAGCUGGUCAAGAAGAUAGAGCAGCUCGAGGUGAAUCUAGCAGAGAGGGAGAGGCAGUCGCUGGAAAAAGAGCUCCUUGUGGACCAGGUGACCCGCCUCUCAAAGCCACUCAGCGAGCAGGCUGACAACUGCCAACAGGACAGACUCUCACUGGCCAAGAAGUUAAACGAGCUCCGAACUCACAUCAUCGACACCAACCACCGCAUGAUGGCCGUCUCUGCAGAACUUUCCAUGAAGCAAGCUGCUGCUUUGUGUCUCCAGCAAGAGAUCAAGGAGAGAGAGCUCCAGAUGGACAGGUGCCAGCAGCAGCUGGAGCAGGGCCUGCCACCGUGCCCUGAGAUAGAGAAGGAGUGGAGGAGGAUGCUCCGAGACAAGAAGAGGAGACAGAGGGACAAAGAGGAGAGAGUGAGGCUGGCUGAAGAAGAGGAGUGGAACCAGUUGGCUAAUGGAGAGUACUCCACAGCUGAAACCCGUCCCAACGCGUACGUGCCCCAGAACGACUCGCUCCCUCUACCCAAACCCUACGGAGCCUUGGCCCCCUUUAAACCCACCCAACCAGGAGCCAACAUGAGACACAUCCGCAAACCAACGCUCAAACCCUUAGAAAUAUAGAAUACCAUACACAUGUAUCAUAAAACUGUGAAUCCGUUUAAAUUUUUAAACAUGUAUUUCAGUGAUUUUUCUUUUUCUGCUUUCUAUCACACCCUUAUUGAUCUUUCUUCAGUCCACACAUGUCUCGGUGCCGCUCCUUCCUCCUCCCUGCUUCUUGUGUAUGUUUGUGUCCUCUGUGUCCAGCAUACCACUGCUGUUGUGUCAUGUGAGGGCUUACUAGUGAACUGCAUCUGGUUCUUAUUUUGUUUUCCUUUUUUAAGACUUACUGGCAACUGUUUGUAUACAGUCGUGUUUGCAGUAACACCAAAUACUGUGGAAAGGAAGACCGGAGACACGUGGGAGAUGAAAUGUGUGUAUUGUUACAUCAUGUCCAGCAAUAAAAAAACAACAUUUGUUUACU